Mirounga angustirostris (Northern elephant seal) is the source of this 3180-nucleotide messenger RNA. RefSeq names its product tubulin tyrosine ligase like 11 (gene TTLL11). Gene Ontology annotation, cellular component: cilium. Gene Ontology annotation, biological process: microtubule cytoskeleton organization; protein polyglutamylation. Gene Ontology annotation, molecular function: tubulin-glutamic acid ligase activity; tubulin binding. The coding region runs from base 78 to 2444 and encodes 788 amino acids. The record is from RefSeq and is a predicted model, not a curated record. The transcript is spliced from 9 exons. NCBI's taxonomy places the organism in Eukaryota, Metazoa, Chordata, Mammalia, Carnivora, Phocidae.
CCAAGUUCUGCGCCCUCGGAAGGCCCGUGCCGUCUCCCGGGCGGGCGGGCCCAGGCGGCUUUCCGCCCUCUUCCAAGAUGGCCGCCGCCGCUUCUGUGACAGGCCUGAUCACGUGGGCGCCGUCGCCUAUGAGGUGGCCGCGGCUCCGGCGGCGAUUGUCCCUUCCCGGGCCCCGUCCCGAGGAGGCGACUGCCCUUGUCAACCGAAGCCUGAGCGAUCAUGGCAACGGGCUCGGGCGGGGAGCGCGUGGCCGCGGCGGCAGUUUGGUCGCGGGCCGGGGCGGCGGAGCGGCGGCGGCGGCGGCGGCGGCACUGGCGCUGGCACCGGCCCUGAGCGCCAUGCAGCGGGGCAGCUCCGAGAGGGAGCUGGCGGCCGGGUGGGAGGCGGAGGCGGUGGCGGUGGCCGAAGCGCCGGCGGCGGCGGCGGAGCAGGGCGGCGUGGACUCGGGCGCGGCCGGGGAGCCGGAGCGCGAGGCGCCGGAGGAGCGGCCCAGGGAGGGGGCCCCGGCGCAGCCCCGCGCGGCCGAGGAGGGGGACGCCCGCGUCGUCCCGCGGCCGCUGCCCUCGCUGCCCCUGGCCAAGCCGCAGCCGGCGCGGGCGCGGGGCCUCUGUCCGCACCGGAAGCCCCGGAGCAAGGGCCGGGGCUGCCGGCGGAGCUCGGGCCGCUCGGCGGACGAGUACUGCUCCCAGCGGCCGGUCACCGUGGACAGCUCCAAGGCCAGGACCUCCCUGGACGCCCUGAAGAUCAGCAUCCGCCAGCUCAAGUGGAAGGAGUUCCCAUUCGGCCGACGCUUGCCUUGUGACAUCUACUGGCAUGGAGUUUCAUUUCACGACAAUGACAUAUUCUCCGGCCAAGUGAACAAGUUUCCAGGCAUGACGGAGAUGGUGCGUAAAAUUACUCUGAGCAGAGCCGUGAGAAUCAUGCAGAAUCUCUUUCCUGAGGAGUACAACUUCUAUCCUCGCUCAUGGAUUCUGCCUGACGAGUUCCAGCUCUUUGUUGCUCAGGUUCGAAUGGUGAAAGAUGGCGACCCCUCCUGGAAGCCCACUUUUAUUGUGAAGCCUGACAGUGGUUGUCAGGGCGAUGGCAUCUACCUCAUUAAAGACCCCAGUGACAUCCGCCUGGCAGGGACCCUUCAGAGCCGACCAGCGGUGGUCCAGGAGUACAUCUGCAAACCUCUUCUGAUUGACAAGCUCAAGUUUGACAUUCGUCUGUAUGUCUUACUCAAGUCCUUAGACCCCUUAGAGAUUUAUAUAGCCAAAGAUGGACUCUCUAGAUUUUGUACAGAGCCAUAUCAGGAGCCCAACCCCAAAAAUCUGCACCACAUCUUUAUGCACUUAACCAACUAUUCCCUGAACAUCCACAGUGGUAACUUUGUCCAUUCGGACAGCGCUAGCACGGGCAGCAAAAGGACUUUCUCUAGCAUCCUUUGUAGGUUGUCUUCCAAAGGUGUUGACAUCAAGAAGGUCUGGUCUGAUAUCAUCUCCCUGGUGAUUAAGACUGUCAUUGCCCUGACUCCAGAGCUCAAAGUUUUCUACCAGUCGGACAUCCCCGCGGGGAGGCCGGGGCCCACGUGCUUCCAGAUUUUAGGCUUUGACAUUCUUCUAAUGAAAAACCUGAAGCCUAUCCUACUUGAAGUAAAUGCGAAUCCCAGCAUGAGAAUCGAACAUGAGCAAGAACUUUCUCCAGGGGUGUUUGAAAAUGUCCCCAGCCUUGUCGAUGAGGAAGUGAAGGUGGCCGUGAUCAGAGACACGCUGCGCCUCAUGGACCCACUCAAGAACAAAAGAGAGAACCAGUCUCAGCAGCUCAAGCAGCCACUAGCUGUGAAGGAAGAUCCUUCCGACAGCGAGCCGGCCAACGCCUCCGACAGCAACCGCAAUCCCGAAGCCCACCUGCCGUCCAUCUGCCUCAAGCAGGUGUUCCCCAAGUACGCCAAGCAGUUCAACUACCUACGUCUGGUGGACAGAAUGGCAAAUUUGUUUAUCCGGUUCCUGGGAAUCAAGGGGACAAUGAAGCUGGGGCCAACAGGCUUCCGGACUUUCAUAAGGAACUGCAAGCUCAGCAGCAGCAGCUUGUCCAUGGCGGCUGUGGACAUCCUCUAUAUUGACAUCACAAGGAGGUGGAACUCCAUGACCCUGGACCAGCGGGACUCGGGCAUGUGCUUGCAGGCCUUCGUGGAGGCUUUCUUCUACCUGGCUCAGAGGAAGUUCAAGAUGCUGCCUCUCCACGAGCAGGUGGCCUCACUGAUCGACCUGUGUGAGUACCACCUGUCCCUCCUGGACGAAAAGCGCCUGGUGUGUGGCCAGAGCAGCACGUCGGGGGGCCGGCCCCCAGACAGCGGCACCCCCCAGGAGGCCGCCCCCUCGGCUCAGCUGGCAGAGGGCAACCCCCCGUCCUGCACAAACAGCUCCCACAAGUUCUCCCAUUCCAGACACGCGCUGUCCUGAGGGCCACUCGAUGCUGCCGGUGAAGAGCGAGCCCUUCAGGGCCGAAGAGACCCCUCUGGGCUUCCCGCCUGCGGAGAGGGGGCAGGCUGCGGAGAGGUCCUGCUGGAGAGCCCCCUACUUGUCUCCACGUCCUGCUCGGCUGUGCUUCGAAAGGCUGAUGAUUCCCCGCCCGCCUUCCUCUUGGUGGUCCAACUAUUCAUGAGUCAUCGGUGGACAUACGACAUCCAAAACGUGACAGAUGGCAUCUUCUAUUCUGGGCUCACAGGAAGCAACAACCAGGGUAAAACUGUUGUACUGGGGGCAUGGGGCGCCCGCGGUGCCCGGCCUGAGAUGUGGCGAGGAAAGAACUCGAGGAAGCCGCGUCCCGGGUCUGCCGGGGCCUCCGAGAGAACACUGUUCAGUCCCAGGGACAUCAUGUUUACUUCCUACCAGCGAGCUGUGAAAAUCAAGCGGCCCUAGCAAGUGGGCAGACGCGACUCUCCCGUGCCAAUCGUGUGCUACAUGGGUGCAGUUAACAGAUUGGCCUCAUUUAUUUCCUUAGCUUGCCUGUUGCUGCAGUGAUCGCUUUGUUAUUAAUUAAGAAAUAAUUAACCAAGAAGUAACUAAGGAAGGAUCCGAGAGUCUUAGAGUGGACAGGAGCCUCAGAGGUCAUUUUGUUUGAUUUUGUUUGACCUUGACCCCAGGCCGGUGUCCCACCGUCACGUGGCUUCUGGUUGCCCACCCUCCCUCCCCUCCA